This is a messenger RNA of Aspergillus udagawae, 846 nucleotides long. Its product is annotated as putative HAD superfamily hydrolase. The record is from RefSeq and is a predicted model, not a curated record. Bases 1 to 846 code for a protein of 281 amino acids. Gene Ontology annotation, molecular function: phosphatase activity. The transcript is spliced from 2 exons. NCBI's taxonomy places the organism in Eukaryota, Fungi, Ascomycota, Eurotiomycetes, Eurotiales, Aspergillaceae.
AUGGCUUGCUCUCACACACAGACUACCAAUUUCCCCGCAGUCCGGGCGUGCAUCUUCGACUUGGACGGGCUCCUCAUCAACUCAGAAGACAUCAUCACUCAAUCCACCAACCGCCUUCUUGAAACUUAUGGAAGACCGGCCUUUACUCCAUCGAUUCGAGCCCAGCUCAUGGGUAUCCCCGACUCGACAAACAGCGACCUGUUCCACAACUGGGCCAAAUUGCCCAUUUCCCGGGAGCAAUUUGCGCGUGAAUUAAGGGAGGAAAUGCACCUGCAGUUCCAGAAUUGUACCCCGCUGCCUGGAGCGGCGAAGCUUCUGUCGAACCUCAGCCGUGCACGGAGUGCUUCUUCUGGGGACCAGAUCGAGCUGGCAUUGGCGUCCAGCACCAAGAGCCAUACCUUCGAAUUGAAAAUUUCCAGACCGGAAACAAAAGAGCUGCUUAGCUUUUUCCCGUCUAAUAGGCGGGUCCUAGGUGAUGACUCGCGGGUGCGACAUGGUCGAGGGAAGCCAGCGCCGGAUAUAUAUCUAGUUGCGUUGCAGGCGUUGAACGCUGGGGCAAACUCUGACGGGAAAGCCAUCUUGCCCAGCGAAUGUUUGGUAUUUGAAGAUAGCUUGGCAGGGGUAGAGGCUGGAAGACGGGCUGGGAUGAGGGUUGUUUGGGUACCGCAUCCGGAUUUGGCGGUCGAGUAUCAAGGGAGGCAGAAGGAGGUGCUGGCUGGGAGGACGGGGAUGAGUGAAAUCGGAGAUGAGUGGCAGCUAGGAGAGAUUGGUGACGACUGGGCUGAAUGUAUACCGAGUCUGGAUCACUUUGAUUACAAGAAGUACGGCAUCGUUGUACAGUCAUAG